Colossoma macropomum (tambaqui) is the source of this 4068-nucleotide messenger RNA. RefSeq names its product integrin, alpha 6b (gene itga6b). Gene Ontology annotation, biological process: cell-matrix adhesion; integrin-mediated signaling pathway; cell adhesion mediated by integrin. Lineage: Eukaryota; Metazoa; Chordata; Actinopteri; Characiformes; Serrasalmidae. Gene Ontology annotation, cellular component: integrin complex; external side of plasma membrane. Gene Ontology annotation, molecular function: integrin binding. The record is from RefSeq and is a predicted model, not a curated record. The transcript is spliced from 26 exons. Bases 139 to 3306 code for a protein of 1055 amino acids.
CACUCAGGCGGGUCUUCUCACCAGCAAAAACGUCCAGCCACAUCUCAGCCUGCGAGGUUUAUCAGCACCGCAGAUAAGAGACGAAAAGGGGGCAGAAGGACCAAAGACGAAGCCGAGCUAGACCUGAGCAGAGCUGCCAUGGCGUUUCACUGGACUCUUACCUUAUCGCUGCUGUGUCUGAUGGACUUCGGGCUAAUUUGGGCUUUCAACCUGGACACGGCGAAUGUCAUCACGAAAAGCGGGGAUCCGGGCAGCCUGUUCGGCUUCUCUCUCGCCAUGCACCGGCAGCUGGUCCCUGCUGAUAAGAGAAUGCUGUUGGUUGGUGCUCCCAAAGCAAGUAAAUUGUCCAGACAGCAGUCUCAGGAAACAGGAGGAUUGUACAGCUGUGAUGUCAACUCACCCAGCACUGCCUGCCAGCGAGUCGACUUCGACAAUGAAGAGAACCUGUCGGAGGAGAACAAGGCGAAACAGUGGAUGGGAGUGACUGUGCGCAGUCAAGGACCUGGAGGAAAGAUUGUGACGUGCGCUCACCGUUACCAGCGACGCCACUUCGUCAACUCCGCUCAGGAGUCCCGUGACAUCACGGGCCGCUGCUACGUGCUGAGUCAGGACCUGAAAAUUGACAAAAGCACUUUAGAUGAAGGCGGAGACUGGAAGUUCUGCCAGGGCCGACUUCGAGGCCACGAGCGUUUCGGCUCAUGCCAGCAGGGCAUGUCCGUCACCUUCACCAAAGACUACCAUUACCUGGUAUUUGGAGCACCUGGAGCCUUUAACUGGAAGGGCGUAGUACGGGUGGAGCAGAGGAACAGUACACUGCUGGAGAUGGAUAUCUUUGACGAUGGGCCGUUUGAGGUCGUGUACAAAACUGCUGAAGAACUGGACGAAGUUACCGUCCCAGCCAACAGCUAUUUAGGAUUCUCUCUUGAUUCUGGAAAGAUGCUAACUAAGAAGGGGCAGCUAACCGUGGUUGCUGGAGCCCCUAGAGCCAAUCACAGUGGAGCUGUAGUCUUGCUGAAGACGGAGACUGAAUCUCUCCACCUCACCACUGAAUAUAUCCUGGAAGGAGAAGGUCUAGCUUCCUCCUUUGGCUACGACCUUGCAGUGCUUGAUAUAAACGGAGAUGGGUGGCAGGACCUUGUAGUUGGAGCUCCUCAAUACUUUGAGAAAAACGGCGACAUUGGCGGAGCUGUCUAUGUCUAUAUCAAUCAGAACGGAGACUGGAACAAGGCCAGUCGAACCCGAAUAAAUGGAGCCAAAGAUUCCAUGUUUGGACUGGCUGUAGAAAACCUUGGAGAUAUCAACCUGGAUGGCUUUAACGAUGUUGCUAUCGGGGCGCCGCAUGAUGAUAGUGGAGCCGGAAGCGUGUACAUCUACCACGGCUCAGCCAGCGGCCUCAAAGACAAACCCGUUCAGGUGCUGAAAGGAAAAGAUGUGAACAUUAAGCUGUUCGGAUACUCCUUAGCUGGAAACAUGGACUUAGAUGGUAAUCAGUAUCCAGAUCUGGCUAUUGGGUCUCUGUCUGACACUGUAGCCGUGUUCAGGGCCAGGCCAGUUAUCAACAUAGAAAAGUCUGUAACCACAACACCAAAGGAGUUAGACCUUACUAAGAAGAACUGCGGUGACAGCAUAUGUCUUCAGAUAAAGGCCUGUUUCAAAUUUACAUCCAACUCCAAAGAUUACAGUCCCAUCGUCAGAAUGAAAUACUCCAUCCAGGUUGAGUCUAAAAGGAAGUCUCUGGGUCUUCCCUCUCGAGUCAUUUUCAGCCCGCCCUCCCCCACAGAUUCAGAUUAUGAAAGCACAGGAGUGCUGGAGCUCCGAAAGCCCAACGAGCAACAGUGCACUACAAAAACCCUCAAACUGCAGGAUAAUUUAAAGGAUAAGUUGAGAGGCAUCCCCAUAGAGGUGUCAGUGGAGAUGCAGAACCAAUCAGGACGCAGGAAGAGGCAAAGCUCCCUCGGCGAACUCCUCCCCGUGCUUGGCUCCAGCCAGCCAACUGCCAGCGAGGUCAGUUUCGUGAAGGAAGGAUGUGGCAGUGACAACGUGUGUGACAGUAAACUGGCACUGGAGUACAAGUUCUGCUCUCGAGAGUCUGGAGACAUCUUUAAACCUCUACCAGCUCCAAACAGAGUUCCCCUCAUUUCACUCACUGACCAGAAGGAAAUCGCUCUGGAGGUCACAGUGAGCAAUAAGAACGGAGAUGAUGCGUAUGAGACGAUUCUGACUGGAUCUUUCCCUGGAUCCCUCUCGUACUCUGCCUCCCGCAACAAGGACCCAAACAAACCGGUCAUCUGUUUGGCCAAUCAGAAUGGUUCUAAAGCUGAGUGUGAGCUGGGGAAUCCGUUCAAAAGAGACUCAGAGGUAACGUUCUACAUCAUUUUGGGCACUGGUGGGAUUUCAUUAGACGUGACCGAAGUGGAAGUCACACUUCAACUCAAAACGACGAGUAAUCAGACGGCCCUGACCAUCACAAAAAAGGCUAACGUUCAAAUUAAGCUGCUGUUGUCCCUCUCGGGGGUGGCGAAGCCGUCUCAGCUGGAAUUCACUGGCGAGGUCAAAGGAGAGAGUGCUAUGCAAACAGAAUCUGAUGUGGGCAGCCAGAUUGACUACGAGUUUAGGGUUAUAAACCUGGGCAAGCCUCUGAAGUCGUUUGGCACAGCAUUUCUGAACAUCGAGUGGCCCAGGAACACAGUCUCAGAUAAAUGGCUCCUGUAUCUAAUGAAGAUCACCACUACAGGUGUGGAGAGGAUCGGCUGCAGCAGACCGAACGAAGUCAACUUCCUCAAGCUCACUGAAGAUAAGUCGCCGGUAAGAACCAAACGUGAAGUCGAGGGAGAUGCAAGCUCAGAGGAACCCAAAUUCUCCCUUUUUAAAGACCAGAGGAAAUUCACAGUCUUGUCGUGCGGCGAUGGAGCAAAGUGUGUGCAGUUUAAGUGUCCUCUUCAGGGACUGGACAGUAACGCUGUUAUUUCACUAAAGGCCCGAAUCUGGAAUGGCACCUUCCUGGAGGAGUUCUCCAAACUGAAUUACGUUGACAUCAUCACGAAGGCGUGGCUCAGUCUGGACUCUGCACCUAAAAACGUUGUGCUGAAAAACGAAGAUGCACAGGUGCGAGUGACUGUGUUUCCAGGACGCAAGGCAGCGCAGUACGGAGGUUUACCGUGGUGGAUCAUCCUGGUGGCUAUAUUACUGGGGCUGCUCCUGCUGGGAUUGCUCAUCUUCCUGCUCUGGAAGUGUGGUUUCUUCGGCAAAAACGACAAAGACUCCAAAAACGAACCCGAGAAAGAGAGACUGACUUCCAAUGCAUAGAGAAAGAGUGAGACACAAAGAAAACAGAAGCUGGUGUGGAUUUUUUAAACGUACCAAAUAUGAUGACAGCGUGCCGAGUUACAGUGCCGUGCGGAUAAAGAGGGAAGAGCGAGCGUACCCACCUGGCAAAGAGCAGCCAUUGGAGAAGAAGCAGUGGAUGACUUCCUGGAAUGAAAACGAGAGCUACUCCUAGCCUUUCGCUACGGUGGCUGCUGGCACGCAUUAUUAAUCUGCUUUAAAGGAAAACAAAACGUAAAAACCAGGCCAAAGACAUCUUUCCCAAAACCCUGAGUGCUUCAUGUUUGCACACCCUGAACUGAGUGUACAUAUCACAAUGACAGAAUGAACGGAACUGAAAAACAAAUGUACAAAUAGAAUUUCUUGCACCUUCUCCACUGAGGGACUGGUUUCAAAUAGUGGAAGAAAUUGAAAAGAAAAAAAAAUGAAUUACUGAAUGGAAAAGGGGGAGGAGCAUAUUUGCCCUAAAAGGGAAUUCCACUGAUUUUUCAAGUCAUUUUGCGUAAUUUAGUCAGUAAGAAGUAAAGUCAUUCAGAGUGGACUUGUUCACAGUGGUGGUGAUAGGAACCAGACAUCUAAUAAGUUUAAUGCCUCUUAAAGCCACAUCACUGAGAGUUAUUAAAUAUAUUAAAUGGUUAUGAAUAUGCUGCCUGGUGUCUAAGAAAAUAUUUUAUUAUAGAUUUCUUAUAGUAUUUUGGCAUGGAACAUCUUUCAUGGUGGAGACGGACUGCAUGUGUUGUGAGG